UCUCAAUUAGGGGCGCUCAGAGAGAGAGAGAGAGAGAGGAGAGAAGAAACCCCAAAUCUUGUGUCGUCUCGUCGAAUAACAAAACCAAAACCAACAUAAAAAACAAGCAAAACCCCCUUGGCCCCUGCCUCCCUCACUACUUGCGAGUGCGCGUGCGUUUCUUACCCAACAACACAAGCACCAUUUAAUCGGCUUCUUCCUGAGUUCUCUCCACAACGCAAAUCCAAAACUUUCUUCAGAUUCAACAAAUAUUAUACUCUCUCUGGUGAGUUAGUUGAAAGUCCAAGUGAAUUGUUUAUUGGAUGAUAAAAGCUGGGGCGUGAAACAGUCAUGGCAGAGGGCGCGGAAGUUGAGGGGCGGGUGGACCUAGACGAGGAAAAUUACAUGGAAGAGAUGGAUGAUGAAGUGGAAGAGCAAUUAGAUGACGAUGGAACUGAUGGUGGUGGUGAUGAUAACGUGGAAGAUGAUAAUGAAGAAGCACAAGAUUCUGGGACUGGUGCCAGUGGUAAAGACCAAUCACCAGAGGCAGAAAGAAGCCACCUUGAUCCCGAAUCCGCGGAUGAUGAAGAGAAACCUAAUGAUCCAGUUGACGAGGAAGAGAAAGAGAAGCGUGCUCAACUUCUUGCUCUUCCUCCCCAUGGGUCUGAAGUUUUCAUUGGCGGACUUCCUCGAGAUGCCACAGAGGAAGAUCUGAGGGAUAUGUGUGAUAGUGUAGGAGAAAUUCUUGAGGUAAGGUUAAUGAAAGAUAGGGACACUGGUGAAAACAAGGGUUAUGCUUUUGUAGCAUUUAAAACAAAAGAGGUUGCACAACAAGCCAUUGAAGAGGUGAAUGGUAAAGAAUUCAAGGGUAAAACCUUAAGAUGUUCGCUUUCUGAAACCAAACACAGAUUGUUUAUUGGUAAUGUUCCAAAGAACUGGGCAGAGGAUGAUUUUCGAAGAGUUGUUGAGGAGGUUGGUCCUGGAGUUGAAAAUAUUGAGCUAAUAAAGGAUCCUCAAAAUCCAAGCAGAAACCGUGGUUUUGCUUUUGUCCUGUAUUACAAUAAUGCCUGUGCUGAUUAUUCAAGACAGAAAAUGUCAAGUUCCAAUUUUAAGCUGGAUGGAAACACACCAACUGUUACAUGGGCUGACCCAAAAAGCACACCUGAUCAUACAGCUGCAGCGCAGGUGAAGGCUCUUUAUGUGAAAAACAUACCUGAGAAUACGACCACUGAACAACUGAAGGAACUGUUCCAGCGACAUGGGGAAGUGACAAAAGUUGUCAUGCCACCUGGCAAAGGUGGGCAAGGCAAACGGGACUUUGGCUUUGUACAUUACGCUGAAAGGUCAAGUGCUCUGAAGGCUGUCAAAGAUACAGAAAAAUAUGAAAUUGACGGCCAAGCCCUAGAAGUUGUCCUUGCAAAGCCUCAGACGGAGAAGAAAUCUGAUGGACCUUAUCCUUAUGGUACUUUACCUCAUGCAAGCCAUCUCCCACAUCCAGGGUACGGUGGUUUUGCUGGAAAUCCAUAUGGCACCCUAGGAUCCGGCUAUGGGGUAGCUGCUGCGGGUUUUCAGCAGCCAAUGAUAUAUGGUAGAGGACCAAUGCCGCAAGUGCCAAUGGUUCUUCCGGACGGUCGAAUUGGCUAUGUUCUUCAACAGCCAGGGGUACAGAUUCCCCCUCCUCGACCUCGGAGAAUUGAUCGGAGCAAUGGUCCAAGUGGUCAGGGAGGACGAGGAGGAGGCAGUGGCAGUGAUGAAGGCAGUCGUAGCCGGAGAUACAGACCCUAUUAGUGAUAAGCCCCAACUGGAAGAAGAUUUUAUUUAUCUUUUCGGUAACAGAGAAAUGAUGUGGUUGGAUGACAAGUUUCUUAAAACACAACAAAAAAAAAAAAAAAAAAAAAAAAACCCCCCAUUUCCCUUUUUUUUCUCCCCCUCCUGGAAGUGGAGCUGAAAAAGGCCUUUUUUUUCCUUCAAAAAAAAAAAGAUAAGAAAAUGCCAUUAGGAGUAGGAAAAUGAGGUAUCAUUAAGUUAAUGUUGGUGUCUCAAUACUGUUAGAGGUGGUUGACAGUUGUAGGAAUUUAUCUUUUUAUGUAUUAACUUAUCUGAUUGUAAUGCUUUGUGGCAGCAUUUUUUUUUUUUUUUGUUUUGUUUCAUUGACACCCAGCAGAAAGCAUUGAUUCUUGUUGUCUGUGUUAUACAUUUGACGCAUCUUUCAUGCACUUACAAUCAUAGACUAUGGUACACCUCUCAGUUUCGUUUUUUCC
Messenger RNA from Morus notabilis, 2240 nucleotides. Its product is annotated as heterogeneous nuclear ribonucleoprotein Q. Gene Ontology annotation, molecular function: mRNA binding. NCBI's taxonomy places the organism in Eukaryota, Viridiplantae, Streptophyta, Magnoliopsida, Rosales, Moraceae. The record is from RefSeq and is a predicted model, not a curated record. Gene Ontology annotation, cellular component: nucleus.